GUUUAGAGAUGGGUCAUGUCAGGGGGGUAUCUUUGGGGGCAGUUCUACGCACGCGUUCUUAUCGUCGCACUGUACUUGUUGUUUGGCGUGAGUAUACAUGAGGAAUACAGGAGACAGAUAAUGAAGUUCAACAAACAAAAAUCCCCACAAGCAGAAAAGGAAUUUGGGGGGACUUUGGGUGCCACCUGUAUACCUGUCUUCUUGCCCCUGACGGUACUUUACCUGCUCUGUGUAUGUCGCUCCCCUGUGGCCAGCGUGCUCCAGUGGCCCCCUGUCCUGCCCCCCACAGCCCAGCUAUGGGACCCUCUGGCCCCUGUUCUCAUACUGGGCUGGAUGGCCCUCCAGAGCUUCUUUUACCUGCUGCCUAUGGGGAAGGUGUCUGAGGGGAUGGUGCUAAAAGAUGGCUCGAGACUCAAGUACCCCAUAAACGGUUUUCAUGCCCUUUGCAUCACAGCUGUGCUGUUGACAUUGUCACUAUGGCUGGGGAUGCCUCUGGGGUAUCUCUUUGAGCUGUUGUUGCCCCUGGCAGUGUGUGCUAUUGGGGUGUCAUUCCUCCUCUCCCUCUACCUCUACAUAUCCUCCUUCUGGGCCCCUCACCAUGCCCUCGCCCAGGGGGGAAACACAGGAAACCCCCUGUAUGAUUUCUUUAUGGGACGAGAGCUGAACCCGCGGAUUGGAAGCUUUGAUCUGAAGUAUUUUUGUGAGCUGAGACCAGGUCUGAUUGGCUGGGUGGUGAUUAACUUUGGGAUGCUAAUGAAAGAGGUGGAGCUACGGGACUCCGCCUCCCUGGCCAUGAUACUGGUCAACGGCUUCCAGCUGCUCUACGUGGCGGAUGCUCUGUGGAAUGAGGAGGCUGUGCUGACCACCAUGGACAUAGUGCAUGAUGGCUUUGGGUUUAUGUUGGUCUUUGGGGACCUGGCCUGGGUUCCCUUUACGUACAGCCUGCAAGCUGCCUUCCUGGUCGUGCACCCACAGUCCCUUAGUCCUCUAGGAGCCACAGCUAUAGUCACAUUGAAUGGUGCUGGGUAUUAUAUCUUCAGAAAAUCAAACUCCCAGAAGAACCAAUUCAGACGGGACCCUACGCAUCCCAGUGUUUCAAAACUGGAGACUAUUGCCACAGCAACUGGGAAGCGCCUUUUGGUGUCUGGCUGGUGGGGCCUCGUACGCCAUCCAAACUACCUAGGAGACCUUCUCAUGGCCCUAGCAUGGUCCCUGCCGUGUGGAUUCAACCAUCUUCUACCUUACUUUUAUGUUGUGUACUUCACUGUCCUGUUAAUUCACCGAGAGGCCCGUGACGAGAGGCACUGCAGGGCCAAGUAUGGCCUGGCAUGGGACAGCUACUGCAGGCGCGUGCCCUACAGGAUCUUCCCCUAUAUCUACUGAGCUAAGCUUCGACCGAAGCAGUCAGGGCAGAGCCGGGGCCCGGGAGCAUGCAAGGGAUGUACACUGCAUAUGAUGGCCAGCUGUGUUGUAUAAAGUGCACUUUCUGAACCUCAACAGACUAGACUGAACAAUAACUACUGAAAUGCUGUCUUUUCUCUGUAAUAAUGAAUAUGUACUUUACACAUGAUGACUGUGGAGAAAAUGGCACUUCUGACUCUAUAUAAACUGGCCAGACAAGCUGACAGUUUGGCCCAGCGGCUUUACCAUUUGCUCACAGUAGUGAUGUCUUUCUAGUGAGUCUCAAGCACGAUCAAUCUUGAGCAUUAGCUUUCAUACUGAUCUUUCCUUUCUUCCUCAAGAUUGGACACUAUGGACUGGUUUCCCAGACACAGAUUAAGCCUAGUCCUGGACUAAAAAGCAUGCUCAAUGGGGAAUCUCCAUUUAAAGUGUGUUUUAGCACAGGAGUAGGCUUAAUCUCUGUCCAAGAAACCAGCCCUACACUUUAUUUCAAAUGAACAGAUGAGUCACAUUUCAGUAACUGUGGUGUAUUAGCACUGAUCUGAAAGAUAUUCAAAUGAUCAGGAAAAUGUAUGCAUGUAUUGAAAUGGUCAUGUUGGACGUUAUUUGGAGUGACGAGUGUUAUCCUGUUUCUUUAAUAUUUCAAAACUGAAAUUGAAGCCUUAAGUUUACCUUAACGUUAUUGCAUAACUUUGUUGUGAAUUUUUACAACAACAAAAACCCAAUAAACAAUAGUAAUUGCAGUCAGAAUAAAUGUUUACAAAAUUGUAUGCAAACAAGUAAUACCAGUCUGGCACUGAAUUUGAAUUCAUAAUAAAUUGGGUAAAUAUGA
Messenger RNA from Oncorhynchus mykiss (rainbow trout), 2233 nucleotides. It is a transcript of the gene tm7sf2, whose product is annotated as transmembrane 7 superfamily member 2. The record is from RefSeq and is a predicted model, not a curated record. Gene Ontology annotation, biological process: cholesterol biosynthetic process. NCBI's taxonomy places the organism in Eukaryota, Metazoa, Chordata, Actinopteri, Salmoniformes, Salmonidae. Gene Ontology annotation, molecular function: Delta14-sterol reductase activity. Gene Ontology annotation, cellular component: nuclear inner membrane; endoplasmic reticulum membrane.